This is a messenger RNA of Zasmidium cellare ATCC 36951, 333 nucleotides long. RefSeq lists its product as uncharacterized. The transcript has a single exon. The coding region runs from base 1 to 333 and encodes 110 amino acids. The record is from RefSeq and is a predicted model, not a curated record. NCBI's taxonomy places the organism in Eukaryota, Fungi, Ascomycota, Dothideomycetes, Mycosphaerellales, Mycosphaerellaceae.
AUGGCCAAGGCUGGCACCUCCUAUACCGGUGACUUGACCUACUACGCGGUCGGUCUUGGUGCAUGCGGCUGGACCAACACCCAGGACGAGAAGAUUGUUGCCGUUGCCGAGGCCAUCUUCGACUCAUACAACAAUGGCAACCCCAACGCGAAUCCACUUUGCGGCAAAUACGUCUCCAUCACCGGCGUAGAUGGCUCUCAAUACCAGGCCAAGAUCGUCGAUCGCUGCCCAGGCUGCGAGAAGGCCGACCUUGAUCUCUCCGAGGACUUCUUCAACACCGUCACCAACCACGGCGACGGCCGUGUCCACGGCAUCAAGUGGGACUUCAUGUAA